This is a messenger RNA of Plasmodium inui San Antonio 1, 1695 nucleotides long. RefSeq names its product MFS transporter, PAT family, solute carrier family 33 (acetyl-CoA transporter), member 1. The transcript has 9 exons. Gene Ontology annotation, molecular function: acetyl-CoA transmembrane transporter activity. Gene Ontology annotation, cellular component: membrane. The record is from RefSeq and is a predicted model, not a curated record. The coding region runs from base 1 to 1695 and encodes 564 amino acids. Lineage: Eukaryota; Apicomplexa; Aconoidasida; Haemosporida; Plasmodiidae.
AUGACCAAAAUUGUACAUGACAAAACUGAUGCGAAUGUAUUAAGAGAUAGGAAGCAAAAACAUGGCGCAGUAAAAGAUGGAGGAAGCUACUGUAAGGAUGAGGGCAAAGUGAAGGUCCCCACCAAGGGCCACGACUUUUACAAUAUUAUUUUUUUACUAUUGCUAUAUACUAUACAAGGCGUCCCAAUCGGUGUCUCAUCCGUGGUCCCCUUAAUAAUUCAAGACAAAGUGAGCUACUCCCAGUUGAGUAUCUUGUCCCUAGUCACCAUACCCUUCAGCUUAAAACUGCUGUGGGCCCCGCUUGUCGAUUCUGUGUACCAUAAAAAAAUCGGGAGGAGGAAAAGUUGGAUAAUCCCACUUCAGCUAAUUUGCAGCUUUUCGAUGAUUUUCUGCGGGAACCAUGUGAGCGUGUGGCUAGGGGAAAGGGGAAACAUGACAAAUCUGUACUUCCUGACGUCCUUCUUCUUCGUUCUGUUCUUUUUGAUGGCUACCCAGGAUAUAGCUGUCGAUGGCUGGGCGCUGACCAUUUUAUCCGAGGAGAACAGGGGACUAGCCUCCACCUGCAACAUACUCGGACAGAACAUUGGCUACUGCGUCUCACAGCUGUCCUUCCUGACGUUAAACAAUAAGAACGUCUGCUUCUACAUUUUUAGGAAGUACAUACAAUGCAUGCACUCCAUGUUUAACCAAUCCAGUCACUACAGACAUGUGCACGAAAGCAUGGACAUGAUAUACCCAUCCUUUCAACCCUUUGUCGAUAUGAAUAUCUUUUUAAAAUUCUGGGGAGUAUUCAUUCUAGCGCUGACCAUAUUAACUUGUUUUAAAAAAGAAAUGAUGGACGAUAAUGGGAAGGAGAAGAAUAAUGGCGCGGUGGAAAAUGCCCCCGGUAAAAAGGGCAACCACCAGCCCAGUCAAUCAGACAAACCCAACGAAAGCUCAAACGAAUUCGCCAACUCAAAGGAUACGUAUAAAAACUUGUACCAACUGCUGUUCCUACCACCGAUGAAAAUAUUCAUUUUUAUAUUCCUGCUGAACCGCUUCCCAUUUGCCUCUGUGGAGGUGGGCACCAACUUCAAAAUGUUGAAGAAGGGUAUCAGCAAAGAAGAGUUCGCGAUCUUCAAUCCAAUUUUCAUUCCUAUAUCAAUCAUAUCAUCAGCCAUAAUAGGAAAAAUCACCAAAAAUAUAAAACCCCUUAGUAUAUACUACUACGGUUACUUACUAAGAUAUCUUUCUAACAUUAUUUUGUCCACCUUGUUACCCCUGACGGAGUAUAUAUAUUCAAACAAGUCGGAGCUCCCGCAGGUUUACUUGUAUUCGUAUUACCUGUACAUUUUCGUGGCGCAGGUUUUUAACCACUUUUGUAUUGACCUCAUGACUGUGUCAUCGAUGAGCUUCCAGAAUAUCAUUUCAGACCCCGAAAUUGGUGGAACCUACAUGACCUUUCUAAACACCGUUAACAACAUGGGAUCGCACUGGUCAACCAUAUUUCUGUGGCUACUGGAUUAUACCGACAGAACAGUGUGUUAUGGAGGGAAGUGUCUUCUGAUUGAUGGCUACUACACGCAAAUGGUUUUUUCUUUCAUCAUCGGGAUACUCAUAAACAAGUACAUCACAAAGUGUAUCACGAAGCUCCAGGCCUUCCCCAUAGAAGACUGGAGGACGAAAAACACCAAUGGCGGAAAAAAAAUAAAAUGA